AUGUCUGCGCCCACGUCCGCGGCGGCACGCGAUGCCGCGGAGCGGGGCGCCUCCAAGCUAGAUACGGUCCUGUACCACUUUUUCGCCAAGACGGUGGCCAUGGUGCAUGAAAGUCGCACCACGCCCUCCGGCUCCGCCGAGAGCCGCGGGCGCCCCAACAAGUGGUUCUCACUCGAGCUCCCCGAAUGUGAGGCGCUGAGGAAUGCACUGCGCCCGUGGCGCACUCUAUCCACAGCGACGUGCCCGCCGUCCCUCGUCGUGGAUGUGUGCUUGCAGACAGCCGACGUCGACGACGCCUACGAGGUGCACGCCCGCACCAGCACUGGCACCCAGCGCCUGGGCUCGAACGAAAUCGUCUUGGAGCGCUGGCGCUUGGACCUGCAGUUGCAGGAUGCACACCAUGAAGAGCGCCUCCCAGCCGUGUACAAGCAGGCCGUCGUGCACUUCCGCACUCUCUUCUCUAUGGCGCGGCUCCUGCCUGCUGGCCGCCUCGCUCAUCGCCUCCGCGCGGCGCGUGGCGCAAGCGCCCAGCUCGCCCUCCAGGUCCAGGUACGCACCGAGCCGCCCCCUCUCGCGAUGCCCACGGCGACGUGGGCUAUGGUGCCCAUCCAGACGCCCCUCGGCGCCCUGGCAUUCGGCAUCGACUACUGCGACAUCCACGACAUUGUCCUCGAGAGCCGCAGCGCAAGACUGCCGGCCAACGCCCGCCCCGUCGUGAACCCUGCACCAUCAAGCCUCGGCGCCAGCCCCGAGGCCUCGUCCCCUCUGUUCCAGGCCAUGCUUGCUCCGGACUCCGCCGCACGCCGCCCCCUCGAUAUGGGACGCCCACGCACCAACAGCCUGUCAACGAGCCCCUCCCUCGCUGCUUCGCGAUUCCGGCGAGUGCCACGGCCCACAAGCCUCGGUGGGGCAGCCGCGAGCCCCGGCCCCAGCACCGCGCCGAGUGCGGGGAUGGACGCGCUCAGUUCAUCCGUGCUGUAUGCGGCCGAGCCAGGUGCGCUGCGCACUCUGUUCGCAAGCUCGGCGCGUAGUCGUGCGUCGCCGAGCUCAGCACACUCGGCGCGCACACCACCGAUACACAUGGGCAGCUUUGACACCAUGCUCGGCGCGAGCCCCAUGGGUCGGCCACGCCCCGGCGAAUCGCCACACCGUGACGACGCAGGGACGCGAUCGCGACCACAGCGUAUUGAACGGUAUUCGCGGCAGCUCAGCUACCGCCAGCGCGAGCUGUCGCAGUCGACGGGGCUCACCGACGACGCCGGGCCUGCCCGCAGCUGGUCGCAGCGCUCCGAGCGGCGGCGCCAGACGGACUGGACAGCCGCUACGUCGCCCUUGUACUCGCGCUCACCGGGCGGGGCCAGUCCAGGCCCCUCACGGGUGUUUACGGGCCCAUCGCCGUCACCGGCGUUUGCUCUCCCGCACCCCUCGCUGUCGCCAUCACAGCAAACACCAUCGUCUGCCGACGACGUGCUGGAACUGGUGGCGAUGAUCGAUACACGUGUUCCCCCUGCGGCCGCUGCGCCGGCGCCGGCGCCGGCGGCGCCGGUUGCCCGCGCGCCCGCACCGGAGGCGCGCUUGUCCGAGCACUACUAUGACGAUAUGCUAGCCAAAAUGACCAGCUCGCUCAGACUGCUCGCCACGGACGAGGCCCUAGGUCCACGCGCAACGGACGCGGGCGCCGAAGACGAGGCAGCCGGGCGUAUGGAGUGGUCGCUGAAUAUGUAG
Malassezia sympodialis ATCC 42132 is the source of this 1725-nucleotide messenger RNA. Its product is annotated as autophagy-related protein 13. The record is from RefSeq and is a predicted model, not a curated record. Gene Ontology annotation, cellular component: cytosol; Atg1/ULK1 kinase complex; phagophore assembly site. NCBI's taxonomy places the organism in Eukaryota, Fungi, Basidiomycota, Malasseziomycetes, Malasseziales, Malasseziaceae. Gene Ontology annotation, biological process: protein localization to phagophore assembly site; autophagosome assembly; piecemeal microautophagy of the nucleus.